CCUCGGCUUCCCGCUUAGUUACGGCAGGAUACACAUCCCAUGCGGCUACGAACGAUCUCCGGCUUGCGGCGAGGUACUCUGUAUCGAAAAAUCGUACAAAACCAGUCUAGCCCUCAAAAUAUUGCCCAAAGAAGUUCCCUAUACAAAACCCUCUCCUUCAACGUCGCGCUCAUGGCCUCGUUAACGAAGUUGUCGUCCCGCCUAAUGUCGUCCUCCCAGUCAGCGGGUGCCUCUCAGAGGCUGUCCGCAUUGAGCCGCCAAUUCUCAAGCACACCCUCGACACAAUUCGAGGUAAAGAAGCUUGGUGUGAUCGGUGCUGGACAAAUGGGUCUUGGGAUUGCCCUCGUCGCAGCCCAAAAAGCCCAAGUCCCGGUUACCUUGGUCGAUAAUUCGCAGGCUUCGCUCGACAAGGGCAUGGCUUUCGCCGACAAACUUUUGGCAAAGGACGUAUCGAAACAGAAAAUCAGCGAAGAGAUUGCAAAGGCUACAAGAGAUCGGUUAAAGCCCACCACACAAAUGUCAGAUCUCUCUGAUGUUGAUAUGGUUAUUGAAGCUGUGCCGGAAAUCCCGUCCUUGAAGGAGAAGAUCUUCGCCGAACUGGCCCAAGUUUGCCCCAAACACGCUAUACUGGCCACGAACACCUCAAGUAUCAGCAUCACACGAAUCGCACGAGCAACGUCGAAAGAUCCCACAGACACAUCAGCAUCCUCUCGGGUGGUGUCAACACAUUUCAUGAACCCGGUCCCGGUUCAAAAAGGUGUGGAAAUCAUCUCGGGCCUGCAAACUUCUCCAGAAACCCAAGCGGCAGCGAUCGCAUUCUGCGAAAAGAUGGGCAAAGUGGCUUCAGUAUCGGUGGACAGCCCCGGCUUUCUUGCGAACAGAAUCCUCAUGCCAUAUAUCAACGAGGCAAUCAUCUGUCUUGAGACAGGUGUCGGAACCAAAGAAGACAUUGAUAACAUCAUGAAAACCGGAACAAAUGUGCCCAUGGGCCCGUUGACACUGGCUGAUUUCAUUGGUCUGGAUACCUGUCUGGCCAUCAUGGAGACACUACAUGCUGGGCUGGGUGACAGCAAGUAUAGACCAAGUGUAUUGUUGCGGCAAUAUGUGGAUGCUGGUUGGUUGGGCAAGAAGAGUGGGAAGGGUUUCUACGACUAUAAAUAAAUCAAACGUCCGUGAAAUGAGCUUCAAUUAUCAUAAUCGGCAUAUCUAAGCAACUGAGUGUGCCAUUUGUAUAGAAAUAUUAGAGAUGCCAGUGCCAUCAUGGGACUCUG
Messenger RNA from Exophiala oligosperma, 1271 nucleotides. RefSeq lists its product as uncharacterized. Gene Ontology annotation, biological process: fatty acid metabolic process. Gene Ontology annotation, molecular function: oxidoreductase activity, acting on the CH-OH group of donors, NAD or NADP as acceptor; NAD+ binding. The transcript has 2 exons. NCBI's taxonomy places the organism in Eukaryota, Fungi, Ascomycota, Eurotiomycetes, Chaetothyriales, Herpotrichiellaceae. The record is from RefSeq and is a predicted model, not a curated record. The coding region runs from base 40 to 1161 and encodes 373 amino acids.